AUGACGCUGGACGCGCUUCCGACCGAGACGCUGCGCCACGUCGCGACCUUCUUGGGCAUGCGCGACCUCAAGGCCACGUCCCUCGUUUCGUCAACGUGGCUGCACGUGGCGACUGGCGAUGCGAGCCUCUGGAAGGUGCAGUUUGUACGUCGAUGGACCGAGACCAACUUUGAUAUCGCGCACGACGUGCCGCUGGUCGUCGCCACGCCGCUGCUGCAAGCGCUUGGCACGGAGAUGGCGUGCUAUCGACUGCUGGCCCACACGGUGCUAGCGCUACCGACGCACGUUGACGUGGCCGGCCAGGCCAAGUUUGUGACGCUCGCGCAUGAUGGGAACCGCGAAAACGCGCCGAUCGAGGUGCAUUAUGCAGGACAGAACCUGGGCGGCGACCGCUGCAUUCGGGCCAACGAGCCCAUGACCGAGACGCCGCAUGCAAUGGUGUAUCGCCAGCGCCAAGUUGACGGCCGCGAGUGCUACACGGUCGGGCUCACGUGCGACAACUACUACGAGGUGACGAUUGGGGCCGAGCCGAUGAUCAACCCGCAACGCCCAUUUCUCCACGACCGCCACUGCGUCUCAGUCGGCCUUUGCAACAAGUCUUUUCGCCUAAAGGGAGCGCAACCAGGCUGGCGCCGGCACUCGUAUGGGUACCAUGGCGACGACGGCUGCUUCUUUCACGCAUCGGCGCGGGGUGAAGCGUUUGGCCCUGCAUUUUCGAGUGGGGACACGGUCGGCUGCGGCCUCGUCCAUAGCGUCCACGCCGAGUCGCACAUUAUUAUAUACACGCUCAACGGCGCUGUCGUUGGGCGCCCCGUAGAGUGCUCGACGCCGACUGUGUACCCUGUGGUCGGCAUCGACUCGCCCUUUGCCGUGCGCUUCAACUUUGGCCAAGUGCCGUUCCGGUAUCCGCAUAUGGACGCGCUCUUUGCGGGCACCGAGGCCGUUCUCGCGAGCACGACCAACCCCGUCGUAUGGGACGAAGACGAGUGGGCAUACGACGACGACGACAGUGACGACGACAUGUCGGACCUCGCUUCGGACGACGAGGGCGGGAUCCCUGCGCCGUUUGCCGACCUCUUUCGCGCCUACCCUAUCCUCUAUGGCGCCUAGUC
Saprolegnia diclina VS20 is the source of this 1112-nucleotide messenger RNA. RefSeq lists its product as hypothetical. Bases 1 to 1110 code for a protein of 369 amino acids. The transcript is spliced from 7 exons. Gene Ontology annotation, molecular function: protein binding. The record is from RefSeq and is a predicted model, not a curated record. NCBI's taxonomy places the organism in Eukaryota, Oomycota, Saprolegniomycetes, Saprolegniales, Saprolegniaceae.